This is a messenger RNA of Seriola aureovittata, 1265 nucleotides long. RefSeq names its product L-seryl-tRNA(Sec) kinase-like. Lineage: Eukaryota; Metazoa; Chordata; Actinopteri; Carangiformes; Carangidae. Bases 105 to 1169 code for a protein of 354 amino acids. The transcript has 6 exons. The record is from RefSeq and is a predicted model, not a curated record. Gene Ontology annotation, molecular function: kinase activity; tRNA binding.
GUGUUUCCUUAUGUUUCGACAGCGGAAGUUAACUGUUAUCUGUAACUUUCUAUGGCUGCAUUACUAUGUAAAAACCUGAGGCUUAAACUGGCCCCCUGGUAGCCAUGGCAGCAGAAGAGAAGGCGGGUGUCGGUCGUGCCCCGUCUUGUCUGUGCGUCCUCUGCGGGCUACCUGCCGCAGGGAAGUCCACUCUGGCCCGCACGGUGCUCAGCGCCGCUGCACAGCACGGAUGGAGAGCCACUGUUGUGCCGUACGAUGACCUGAUCCCGGAGCAUGCUUUUCAGACCAGAGCUGUGGAGGACGGAGUCGCACUGCAAGAUGUGCACACUGAAUGGAAGUUACACAGACACGCCGUGCUGCAGUGCAUUGAGCAGUUCAUGAAGAAACCUGAAGUGUUGGCCGAGCUACCAAGCAAAUGUCAGAUCAACAGGGCUGCGUGGGAACAAUGCAUUCACACUCUGCUGCAGCCUGAAGGUUUGGACCACUCUUGUGCUGACCGGACUCCACUUCUCUUUCUACUGGAUGACAACUUCUACUAUCCAAGCAUGAGAUAUGAAGUGUACCAACUUGCAAGAAAGCAUUCACUGGGGUUCUGCCAGGUGUAUCUACACUGUGAUUUGGAGUCCUGUAUCAGCAGAAACCAGAGCAGGUCUGAGCCCAUUUCCACUGAGGUGAUAUUAGAGAUGGUGAAGCGUUUGGAGUCUCCAAAUCCACAGAAGAACCCAUGGGAGACAAAAAGCAUUUUUCUCAACACUACAGACAAUUUGUCCAAAUGUGACAUCCAGAAGGUAAUGGAGUUGAUCUCCUCUGCACUGAGCAACCCGCUGAGCCCUGUAGAGGACAACACUGAACAAAAGGAAGCCGCCCGUCUGAAAUGUGCCUCUAGUGUGGUACACCAGGCUGACCAGGCCUGUCGCCGCCUGAUCUCUGAGGCCAUGAAGACUGCCAGAGAAAACCAAGUGUCCUCUGAACACAUGAGGUCUCUGGCGACCCAGCUGAAUGAAUCCAAAGCAACAUUUCUUCACAACCUGCGAAAACAGUUGCUUCAGGAAACGCCGCUCACUCAAGAAGAGGACUUUGAUGUGGAACGUGUGGUGAAAAGAGCAGUGGAUGUUUUCGACCACGAGAAAAAGGAGAUUUUGUUGAGAAUCAUAAAUGACCAUAAAUGACUUUUUUCCACAAAGCAAUAUUUAAUUGCAUCCAGUCAUUAGUGAAUGUGUGUAAUUUGUAUCUAGUUAAAUGUAAAUAAAAUGCUGAUUACCUCA